GGGCCCCCCGCCCCGCCCGCCAUGGCCGCGCCCCGCGCUCUGGCGGCCGCCGCGCCCGCGCCCGGGAAGGCCAAGCUCACGCACCCGGGGAAGGCGAUCCUGGCAGGCGGCCUGGCGGGCGGCAUCGAAAUCUGCAUCACCUUCCCCACCGAGUACGUGAAGACGCAGCUACAGCUGGACGAGCGCUCGCACCCGCCACGCUACCGGGGCAUAGGGGACUGCGUACGGCAGACGGUCCGCAGCCAUGGCGUCCUGGGCCUGUACCGCGGCCUCAGCUCCUUGCUCUACGGCUCUAUCCCUAAGGCGGCUGUCAGGUUUGGGACGUUCGAGUUUCUAAGCAACCACAUGCGAGACGCCCAGGGACGGCUGGACAGCACGCGUGGACUGCUAUGCGGUCUGGGCGCUGGCGUGGCCGAGGCCGUGGUGGUCGUGUGCCCGAUGGAGACCAUCAAGGUGAAGUUCAUCCAUGACCAGACCUCCGCCAACCCCAAAUACAGAGGCUUCUUUCACGGGGUCAGGGAAAUCGUGCGGGAGCAAGGGCUGAAGGGCACGUACCAGGGCCUCACGGCCACCGUGCUGAAGCAAGGGUCCAACCAGGCCAUCCGCUUCUUCGUCAUGACCUCCCUGCGCAACUGGUAUCGAGGGGACAACCCCAACAAGCCCAUGAAUCCGCUGAUCACCGGUGUGUUUGGAGCCAUCGCGGGCGCAGCCAGUGUCUUCGGGAACACGCCCCUGGACGUGAUCAAGACCCGGAUGCAGGGCCUGGAGGCGCACAAGUACCGAAAUACGUGGGACUGCGGCCUGCAGAUCCUGAGGAACGAAGGGCUUAAGGCAUUCUACAAGGGCACUGUCCCCCGCCUGGGCCGGGUCUGCCUGGAUGUGGCCAUCGUGUUCGUCAUUUAUGAUGAGGUGGUGAAGCUGCUCAACAAGGUGUGGAAGACAGACUGAGCCCCGGAGUCGAGGGGCUGCCCCAGCCCCUCCAGGCUGGCUCCCACCACCCCUUCUCACAAUUCCAGUGCUGUUGUGCCAAAAGGCCCCUCCCCCAUCCCUCGCACUCCAUGGCCUGGGUCUGCCCCUGUGGCCGUGAGUUCACGUGUCCCGUAGUGCCAUGAGUCCCCUGUGGUCAGUAUGAUGCCACAUUGUGUCCAUGUGUCCAGCUGAGGCUGGUGCCCCUCUGGCCUGUGAAUCUGUGCCCACUUGUCCACAUGCUUACUCAUGUGUGCCUGUGUUUCAUGUUUUGAGUCCCGUGACCCUGUGCCCGCUUCCCGGGGUGCCCGUGUGGCCUGGUCCACGGCCCUGUAGCCAUGGCCGGGUCCCAGCCCGGUGCCUUCCACCCUGGGCAGCGGGGGCAUCCGCCCCGGCCUACCACAGCUGCCUCCGGGCCUCAGCCUGGCCUCACUGCAUUCCAGGGGCCGCGUGCCCCCUGCUUCUCCUGCCACUGGCCUUAACUGGCCCUCGGGCCCUCCCUCCGCCCGGGACAGGGUGGCACCUGCCACUCUCAGGACCACCCUUCCAAGGCAGAAUAAACCGGAUCCUGUUGA
Messenger RNA from Camelus dromedarius (Arabian camel), 1541 nucleotides. It is a transcript of the gene SLC25A1, whose product is annotated as solute carrier family 25 member 1. The record is from RefSeq and is a predicted model, not a curated record. The transcript is spliced from 9 exons. Gene Ontology annotation, molecular function: citrate secondary active transmembrane transporter activity. Gene Ontology annotation, biological process: mitochondrial citrate transmembrane transport. Gene Ontology annotation, cellular component: mitochondrion. Bases 22 to 948 code for a protein of 308 amino acids. NCBI's taxonomy places the organism in Eukaryota, Metazoa, Chordata, Mammalia, Artiodactyla, Camelidae.